ACGGGAAGUUAUGAUGGAAGAGGAGAAGAGACUUGGGGGAGACUCGGAUCGCAUCACUCGAAACGUACUGAUGCUCGACAAAUGUCACAAGAUUAAGCUUCGUGUAGUUGCUAUAAAUGAGAGAGAGAGACGUCGUCGUCGUUCAUCCUCAAAAAAAAAACCUAAAGUUUCAACCUUUGCUAGUCAAAAAGAAAAAACAAAACCAUGGCUUCGUACAGCGAACCUUACGUCUCGAAUGGGACAGGAGUCUUCUGGGACAUGGACGAAUGCAAGAUCCCUGAGGGACGCACCGAAGCUGACCUCGUACCGUUUAUUAGACAGAUGCUGUUGGGUGUUGGUCUACGCGGUCCCGUUUCGAUCCGGAUCUAUGGCGAUUUGACCGGCCUUGACUUUCAAGCCUCCACGGAGGCCGAUCAUGUUAAGCUCAGUCAUUUUCACGCAGGAGAGAAACGUGAGAAGAUGACGAAGAUAUUGGAGGACAUAGUUGCGUGGUCAGGUGAGAAUCCGGAACCAUCGUUGGGAGUACUAGUCUUGGGACACUUGGGAGCCGCAGAUGAUGCUGACAUCACCGAGGUUACUGAGCUUCUCAAGACUCAGAAGAACUAUCACUUUGUGUUUGCGACUCCAGGAUCUCCUCCUCCAACGGUUGUGAGGUUUCUCAGGGCUAUUCCUCGUGGUGGACUCUAGUUCUUUUCUUUUUUUUUUUGGUUUGAAUAACAUUUUCAAUAAAGGACAAAAGUAAUUUCUAGUUAAUGUUGGAUAAUCAAAAGAUGAUUAUGUUUAUGUCUCGGAAGCAAAAGAUGAUUAUCGAUCAGAUGUUUUAUUUUACAA
This is a messenger RNA of Brassica rapa (field mustard), 831 nucleotides long. RefSeq lists its product as uncharacterized. Gene Ontology annotation, biological process: regulation of gene expression. The record is from RefSeq and is a predicted model, not a curated record. Gene Ontology annotation, cellular component: peroxisome. Gene Ontology annotation, molecular function: RNA nuclease activity. NCBI's taxonomy places the organism in Eukaryota, Viridiplantae, Streptophyta, Magnoliopsida, Brassicales, Brassicaceae.